UUUAUAUUUUUUUUCAACAACUAGUUUACCAGUUAGGGUUUAUAUUAGUGAUACAGAAUUGGAGGGAAACCAGAAGCGAAUAGUUGGGGAAGAAGAUGCCAGUGGCGAGGCCUGAGUCUUCCGAUUCUCGUGUCAUUGCUCAUGUUGACAUGGAUUGCUUUUACGUUCAAGUGGAGCAACGUAAACAACCUGAGUUAAGAGGACAUCCUACUGCUGUCGUACAGUAUAAUGCUUGGAAAGGUGGGGGACUGAUUGCUGUUAGCUAUGAGGCUCGUAGUUUUGGAGUUAAGAGAUCAAUGAGGGGGGACGAAGCCAAGAGUGUCUGUCCAGAAAUUCAGCUUGUCCGUGUACCAGUUGCCCGUGGUAAAGCGGACCUAAGUAUAUACAGAAAUGCAGGUUCAGAGGUGGUGGCUAUUCUUUCAAGGAAAGGUAGAUGUGAGCGUGCUUCGAUAGAUGAAGUAUAUCUUGACCUAACCGACGCUGCUGAGAAAAUGUUGUCAGAAACUCCUCCUGAGAGCCUUGAAGUGAUUGAUGAUGAAGUUAUUAAAUCUCAUGUUUUGGGGAUUAGUGCUGAGCCCAGUGAUGUUAGGCAAGCUGUCAGAGAGUGGAUUUGCCGGAGCAAUGCUGAUCGCCGUGAUAAGUUAUUAGCCUGUGGGGCUUUUAUCGUUGCAGAACUAAGGAUGCAAGUAUUAAAAGAAACUCAGUUUUCAUGUUCUGCAGGAAUCGCUCAUAACAAAAUGCUAGCAAAACUUGCAAGUGGUAUGAAUAAACCUGCACAGCAAACUGUUGUCCCUUUUGUGUCCAUAAAGUCUUUGCUGGAACCGCUUCCCAUAAGGAAAAUGAAACAGCUUGGUGGGAAGCUUGGCUGUUCUUUGCAAGAUGAUCUUGGUGUCAAUACUGUCGGGGACUUGUUACAAUUUUCGGAGGGAAGACUACAAGAAAGAUAUGGAAUAAAUACCGGUACUUGGUUAUGGAACAUUGCACGAGGGAUUAAUGGCGAUGAGGUUGAGAGUCGUGUUCUUCCUAAGAGUCAUGGUACCGGGAAAACAUUUCCUGGACUUAAUUGUCUGAAAACAAUUGCUGCGAUCGAACGGUGGCUCAGUAAAUUUUCUGAAGAACUUGCUGAGCGGCUUGAAGUAGACUUGGAACAGAACAAAAGGAUCGCCCAGACACUAACACUACAUGCUAGUGCUCACAAGGCAACUGAGUCUCAGUCACAGAAAAAGUUUCCUUCGAAGUCAUGUCCAUUGAGAUAUGGGACUACCAAGAUUCUAGAAGAUGCCUUGAAUCUGUUUCAGGCCGGGUUACGUGAAUAUCUCAGUUCAAGUAGUAAGGCUUAUGGAAAUGGGUGCAGCGGAUGGGGAAUAACUAAUCUUUCUCUUUCGGCUAGUAAAAUAGUUGAUAUACCAUCUGGCACCUGUUCAAUUAUGAAAUACUUCCAUACUCAAGAUCAAUCAUGCUCUUCAACCAAAGAGUUUAAUGACAAGGAAAUUUUUGAAGCUGCAACGUUAUCAACCUCGGGUACUUGUGCUGGAAGUGAAAGCUAUUUAAUGAAACAUCUGCAAGAGCCACAAACAGAAUGUCACGAGGAUGGAACAAAGAUGAAUACUUUGAUGCAAACCCACUUGGAAGAUGAAAGUAGAAUGUUUGAAGACAAGGCACAAACUAACUUCUCUAGAGAAAUUUCAUCAUUAUCAACCCCAGUGAAGAAAAAUGAGCCACAACUAGACUCUGUUGGGGAAGAUGCCGUAAUUAAAGAUGCUGCGGGUGGGAACAGGUCACGAGACCAGAAAGGGAAGGCAUUGAAAGAAAAGCAGGGAACAUCUUCAAUUCUGCAAUUUUUUCAAACGAAGAACUGUUUUCAGGAGCCGAAGGAAGAGAGUGUGAAUGAUAUGCAAGAAACAACAGAGUCCUCAUGUUCAGGCAAGGCUGAUGGCACAGUGCCUUCAGAAAGCGGUGGAAUCAGAAGUUUGCAUCGUGGUGCUGACCAAAGUCGAGUUGAUUGCAUCUAUAAGAUUGAUGAGAUUGAUCCCAAUGUGGUUGAUGAGUUACCCCGGGAAAUUCAAGAAGAAGUUCGUGCUUGGCUCCGACCUCAAAAGCGAGCUAAUAAUACAAUGAGACGAGGUUCUAGUAUUACUCAUUAUUUUUCACCAAACAAGAACCUGUGAGGACAUUGUCAUGUAAUUACAGUGUACAUAGGUGUAUAGCAUUUAGUAUAGUAUGUUAUUGUUUAAGUGCAAGAACAUUCAUUAAACGUUUUCAGGUAGUCAUUUUCACUUUCAUUUUCAGGUACUUGUGAAUUCAUCUGUUUGUACACGUUUAGGGGGAAAAGGGGAAAAAAGGAACAAUUUUGCAGA
Daucus carota subsp. sativus is the source of this 2357-nucleotide messenger RNA. RefSeq names its product DNA polymerase eta. Gene Ontology annotation, biological process: response to radiation; error-prone translesion synthesis. Gene Ontology annotation, molecular function: DNA-directed DNA polymerase activity; damaged DNA binding. The transcript has 16 exons. Lineage: Eukaryota; Viridiplantae; Streptophyta; Magnoliopsida; Apiales; Apiaceae. The coding region runs from base 96 to 2168 and encodes 690 amino acids. The record is from RefSeq and is a predicted model, not a curated record. Gene Ontology annotation, cellular component: nucleus; site of double-strand break; replication fork.